Molecule: messenger RNA, 1838 nt
Organism: Spodoptera exigua (beet armyworm)
Lineage: Eukaryota; Metazoa; Arthropoda; Insecta; Lepidoptera; Noctuidae
Source: the annotation of a GenBank genome assembly
CUGUCAGUUUCGGGGAAAUAAAGUCAGCGCUUCGCAUUUCGUGUUACUGUUCUUUAUCAAUUUGUUUGAGUAAUUGUUUACGUGACUGUAAAAUAUAACAGAGACACAUUUUAGGACAAAAUCAUAAGUAAAUCAAUAAUUAAGAAUAUCAUGUUGUGAUUAUAUCUAAGUGUUCGUUACAAAUGAAAAUGUCUAACUCACUUUCGAGUAAUAAAAGUCACUCGAAAAAGGCGAAUAGUAGCAGAGAACGCGAUAGAAACAAAUCAGUGGCAUCAGAAUCUGGGGGCUCCAGUCAGUGCGACACUCCUCCGCUCAACGAAAAGGAUGGAAACUCAUCACAAGGAAAGUUUGCGGGUAUCAGCCCUGACUCGGUUGUUUGUAUGGCGGAGCAGGCUGGUCAUGAAGUCAGUACUGAGGCCAUCACCAACCUGGCUGAGGAUGUUAGCUACAAACUCAGACAAACCAUUAGUACCUUAGCCCUACAAAGUUCCAUGAUGAAGAAAACAACAGUGGAUAGCUGGGAUGCUAACACUGUGUUCAUGUUAUCAGACACAAGCCCCGUAGUGGGGUCGUGCAUCACUCAGUACGUACCAUUAGGCGAAGAAAAACUUUGUGUACCACUUGACACCUUAUUAAAUGUGACAGAGUUUGCGUUGACACCGCAGAGUUAUGUAUACAGUUCCGAAGCCACCGUAUCAGUGGAAUGGAUAACGGAUGACAAGAGUCUCAAUAACUCCAGCAAUAUUAGUGUCAGCCUGCAGAAUUAUUAUACCAAAGUUGCAAGAGCCAUAUUAAAUCUCCGCAAGAAGCCCAAGGAAGUAGCGGUGGAGGACUUGACAACGAAUACUAGGAUCGGUCCCAUAUUCCCAAACCUCUUCAACUUGGCUGUGCUUGUACUGAAUGAUGACAACUUGAAUGCACUUAACGUCCCGGCUAAGAAACCCCUACAGUCUAACGUGUUGGAUAUGGUAGAUGCACUGUGUUCCAAUCCUUGUAGUUUGGACACGAAUAUUCAGCAACAGUUUCAACGUUUAUUUCCAGUAAUGGUAUCAAACAUAUUAGGCAAUGGCUCGUUAGCUGAGAAAAUGGUCGCAAUACUCACCAAAAUCACAAGAACUUGGCCGUCGUUUAUAACAAUAGGUAAAGGUAUUUUAUUUGAUUACCUAGCACAAGGCACGAAGGAGCGUCUCACUGCGCCGAUGAUAAAGUGCGUGAUGGCGCUCGGCCGGCGAGCCCUAGUGGAGUGCUUGGCGGACCAUUUGGACCAUCUCGAUGACUGCAUACACGCGCCCCGAAGAAACCAUCUACAGACCGACCUUAGGGAAACUAUACUUGACGUAUCAACGUGCCUCCUCAGAUCUGAACCCACCACCUACUUAGAAGACUACGUGACAACAGACUACACCCUGUAUGAGAUGCUCGGUGACUCAAUAUUACCUCGACGAAUGAUAUUCCCUAUCACAGAUAAAAUCACAAACGAAGACACAUCACAAGAGAAGCAAUCGGACGAGGAGUUCACAUACACACCGGUGCGGCCGGUGAUGAAGCGGCCCAAACUCCGGCUCAUACCUACCACUCACUCACUAAGGAACGGAGUCCACAGAGAAAGUGUAUUCGAACCAACAAAGUUUAAAAGUGAUAAGUGUAUUAGAAUCAAAAUCAAAAGUUGCCGGACACAAGUGCUCAGACCCACAGUUAGAACUUCAGUGUCAAUGCCAAACUAUGUGUGCCCCCCGACAGGUGGCGUGGUAGUCGCAAGCGGUGUCCUCAAUAGGUUUAGGUAUAAACUUAAUAAGUCUAGUGAACCAUUUCCAAUAUUUGGAGCUGUUGUGUUGUAA